AUGCAAGUUCAUUACGGCUCCCAAUAUUUAGUGAAUAUGUCCAGAUUCCAAAGAGGAAACAAGUUCCAUGUCAUUUUAAAUGAUAAAGAUUUCACAAUAUUUGAUUCAUUUGCCUUCUGUCUAAGCCCGAAGAUCCAAGCAAAGAUCCAGCUCGAUGAUUCUAUUGACAGAUACGAGAUACAAAGGCAUUCAUUUCAUAAUGAAACAAUACAAAUUUUUGGCAAAAUUCUUUCUCAAGGAGAAUUCAACGGAGUAGUCGAUUUGAAAGUCAUAAAAGAAUUAUACGAUAUCGGUCGAGAGUUAGAAAGUCCUGAUUUGAUAACUCCUUACACUUUAAUUAUCGAAAAUGAGAAAAUUAAUGAACAAAAUGCUUUAGAUCAUAUGCAUAUCUACAUUAGUUCCGAAAAUUCAGCCAAAAUAGAUGAAUGCAUCAAGUUUAUUGCAUCAAACUUUUUCAAAUUUGAUCAAAAUUUCCUUUCCGAUCUUAUUUUAAGCGAAAACGAUUCAAUGGAAUACUACGACAUCAUAGAAAAGAUACUUAUUGAUACAGAUCUUACUGUCAAGAGUGAAGACCAAAUAGCAAAUUCAAUUCUUUCAUUAAUUAAAAAAUCAGAUGUUUUCAAGAGUUUUCUUCAAUUGAUCAAAAUCGAAUUUUGCUCAUAUGAUGUAUGCAUGGAAAUUCUUUCAUUAUGUAGUAAAGAAUGCAUAGAUCCUGUCAUUAAUUGCUCCAUUCAUUUCAUUCAAUCAUUUCUCACCAAAAAAUCAUCAAAUAAAUAUCCAAGAAAAAUCCAAGGAAAUGAAAAAGUUCCUGUAAUGAUAUUGAACAAUGAAGAACAAGAGAAAAGGAUCAAAAGUUUAGAACAAACAACGGAACAAUACAAACAAAUGAUUCAAGAAAAGAAUAGAACAAUUCAAGAAAGAAAUCAGAAAAUCCAAAAUUUAGAAAAUAAUAUUAAAAUAUUGAAUGAAACAAUAAGAAAUAAUGAAAGGAAAAUUAAUGAUUAUCAAAGACAAGCUAAUGAAGCUCAGAAGCAACAGAGUUAUAGAGUGCUCCAAUCCAUUCCUAAGAACAGUUCAAACAUGCAAAACAUAUAUGACACGCUAGAACAAUUAAGGAAAGAAAAUAAUGAUGAUGCAAUUAGAUAUGCAAUUCAAAAUGGUUAUGUAGAUGUAUCUAAUGGAAAUGGAGAUACAAUUAUACAUUUCGCUGCAAUGUGUAGUAAUCAUCAACUCAUAAAGAAACUCGCCACAUUGGGUGCUUCAAUGGAACGCCUUAAUAAUAACAGAAGAAGUGUUUUGUGGAUUUUUGUAAAUGGAAAUUGUUAUGAAGGAGCUGAAUUUAUGGCUUCUAACUAUCAAAAUUUGCUAAAUUUACCAAAUGCUGAUGGACAAAGACCAAUAAAUAUUGCUUCUUCUCCUACGAUGAGGAAUAUGCUUUUGAGAUACGGUGCAGCAUAA
Messenger RNA from Trichomonas vaginalis G3, 1458 nucleotides. Its product is annotated as protein ubiquitination. The record is from RefSeq and is a predicted model, not a curated record. Gene Ontology annotation, molecular function: protein binding. The transcript has a single exon. The coding region runs from base 1 to 1458 and encodes 485 amino acids. Lineage: Eukaryota; Parabasalia; Trichomonadida; Trichomonadidae.